AUGGCGAUCGACGACUCGAUGCAAGCGCGCAUCACCACCGACUGCCCGGAAGAGACCAGGCAAAUUCUCCUUCACGCCUGGAGCCAUGAUACCACCGAGUUGAAGAAGCUGCUCGACGCCCCGGGCAAGGCGAGCACGCAAGACCCCACGACCGGCGAGACUCCCCUGCACGCUGCGAUCCGCGCCUGCGGCCAAUUCAAGGAGGACGACGAUGUCGAGGAGGCCAAGGAGACGGUCGAAGAGCUUUUCCUGAAGGGAGCGAUCUGGAACGACGUCGACUCCAACAACGAGACGCCGGGCUGUCUCGCACACCGCCUGGGCCAGACUGAGCUCUACAGGCUCUGCCUAGAGGCCGGCGUGCGCGCCGAGCUGCUCUUCGGCCUCCUGGACGGCUACGAGGAGCUCUCUUCUGGCGACGAGAUGGACGAGGACGAGGUCGAGGUCACCAAUGGCGAGAACGGCGAGAGCGCUGCCCAAGAAGCGGAAGCAUCCGAAGAAGCCCCUGAACUCGUCGCGGUGGCAGAGCCGGAGAAGAAGUUCGUGCCACCCACCGUCGCCGACCCGGACGUCAACUCCGAAGAGUACCUCCGCUCGAACCUGACCUACUCUGAGGGCAAGCUGGUCGACGACGGCGGCAACGGCGUCAUGAUGGCUUGGGAGACGGAAAUCAUGCGCAAGAGCGUCGACGCCGUCCUGCCGGGCCUGGCCGUCGGCAAGCGCAUCCUCAACGUCGGCUUCGGCAUGGGCAUCAUCGACGCCAUGUUCGCCGAGACGCAUCCCUCCAGACACCACGUCAUCGAGGCGCACCCGGAAGUGCUCGAGCACAUCGACAAGCCGGACUCCAAGUUUGGCGCGGCGUGGGAGGCGAGCGGCCCCGAGGAGGGCGCCUACAAGAUCCAUCGGGGCCGGUGGCAGGACAUCGUGCCCAAGCUGCUCGAGCAGGGUGAGAUCUACGACGCCAUCUACUUCGACACCUUUGGCGAGGACUAUGGUCAGUUGAAGAUGUUCUUCACCGAGUACAUCCCCGGCUUGAUGGAUGAGGCGGGCCGUUUCAGCUUCUUCAACGGGUUGGGAGCUGAUCGCAGGAUAUGCUACGACGUCUACACCAAGGUCGUGGAGAUGCACGCGGCGGACGCGGGCAUGGACGUUGAGUGGGACGAGAUGGACGUGGAUAUGAAGGGUCUUGAGGAGGCAGGCAAGGGCGAGUGGGAAGGCGUCAAGCGUCGGUACUGGACUUUGGACAAAUACCGGCUGCCGACGUGCACAUUCCUGGGUUAA
Messenger RNA from Colletotrichum karsti, 1278 nucleotides. RefSeq names its product arginine n-methyltransferase. Gene Ontology annotation, biological process: peptidyl-arginine methylation. Gene Ontology annotation, molecular function: protein arginine N5-methyltransferase activity. The record is from RefSeq and is a predicted model, not a curated record. Gene Ontology annotation, cellular component: nucleus; cytoplasm. Lineage: Eukaryota; Fungi; Ascomycota; Sordariomycetes; Glomerellales; Glomerellaceae. The transcript is spliced from 2 exons. The coding region runs from base 1 to 1278 and encodes 425 amino acids.